GGACGAGCCGAGGCCAUGGAAAAUUUCCACGAGGAGGCGCCGGAGAUGGGCAAGGUGACCAUCUGUGUGGAAAUCAAAAUUGCGUGCUGCAUCGUAGCGUCGACCUCCACGCCAUCGACGUGAUGCCUGCUCGAUGGCGUGGCGGUGCUGGUUCCUCACCGCUCGACGGGGCCAGCACUGCCGCGUCAUCGCCGAGAAAUGACUUAGUGAAGAAUUAUCGGGUGCACCCGACGCACUGGUUGAUUUCCACACAGGUGACCAUGGCCGCGACGCUGCUCGGCAUCCUGUCGUUCCUCGUCGCGCUCACGAUCUUCUUCGAACGGACCCAGGAGCACAUGAUCCACUCGAGCGUGCCGACCAUGAAGCCCGUGGUGAGGCAGACGUUCGCCGAGGUCACGGUGCUCGGCUUCCUGUCGAUCGUGACGACGGUGGCGGGCAAGUGCGGGCUCUGGGGCCUGCUGGCCCACGUGCUGUACGGCGAGGAGGUCGAGGAGGAGGAGCUCGAGGAGCUCGUGGAGACGGCGCACUACACGCUGUUUUUGGUGAUGAUCGUCUUUGUAUUGCUCGUCAUGGGCAUGGUGCGCGUGGGCAACAACUUGAAGAGAAGGUGGCGCGCCCUGGACAAGUGGUGCGCGGCCGUCGCGGACAGUAACGUGCCCUACCCGUGGCUCGCGGGCGCGCCGCCGCCGCCUUCACCAAACACGCCGAUCCUCGGCCGCCUGUCGAAGAAGGAGGUCAUCGCGUACUGGGGCAUGCGCCAGGAGUUCCUGCGGGACCGGAGCCUCCUCCCGCCGCACGCCGACUCCAGGAACAGGCUCCCGGCCACGUUCGACUACGCGCGCUACCUCAUGCUCUCGCUGUCCGAGGACCUCGUCGAGAUGGUCGACGUGGACUGGCCGACCUGGGUCGUCCUCGAGGCGCUGGCCGUCGCGUGGUGCGGCGUCGUGGCCGUCAACGACGGGCCCUUCCUCCUGGCCGCGGGCUGGGUCGCCUUCGAGUACGCGAUCUUCGCGCUGGCGCUCGCGUUCCUGAACCACGUGCGCCGGAUCGCCCGGGGCACGAUGGACCCGGCGGCGCGCGAUUACAUUGGAGGCGCGGACACGAGGGGCGAGUUCACGCCGAUCGUCGGCCAGGACCUCCCGGGCUGGGCCUGCGCCGUCGACGCGCGGAUCGAGGAGGCGGAGCGGCACCACGUGCGGCGGCUCUUCUGCGGGCACGCGCCGAACAAGCAGCACCGGCUCUUCCUCUUCGAGGAGAAGGGCCACGAGUCGCACGUCUUCGCCUGCCGGCUCCUGCUGCUGCUCCAGGCGGUCUACGUGUCGCUGGUCGUGAUGACCUUCGCGCCGCGCGUGUGCAAGCACUCGUCGGUGCCGGCGACGGGCGGCUACGUCCUCUUCGCGCUCGCGCCGACGGUCGGCAUCGCGCUCGUCGCGCGCGAGGCCGUGCCGCUGGCCAUCCACUGCGGCUCGGUGGGCACGUUUCGCAACCGGAAACUGGUCGGCCAGGUCCUCCGGGAGACGAAGGCCUCGCGCGCCGUGAAGCUCCUGAAGACACUCUACGGCCUCCGGGCGCAGAUCGUGACCGCGCCGGCCACGCCGGGCGGCCCCGAGCAGGCGCUGUCGCCGCGCGCCUCGGCCACGGGAGUGAAUGAGGAGGACCAGCGGCAGCUGGCCCAGACCUUCGACCUGUACGACGCGGACGGCACGGGCCACCUCGACGCGGACGAGCUCAGCGAGCUGCUGGCGUCGCUGGGCAUGGAGUCGUCGGGCGCGCAGGCGGCGGCGAUGCUGACCGGCAUGGACCACGACGGCGACGGCCAGGUGAGCCGGAGCGAGUUCCUCAGCUUCAUGGCGACGCAGGCGGAGACGUCGGAGAACGACCAGUCCAUCGAGCACACGGCGAAGAAGGUGUUCGCCCUCUUCGACAACGACGGGAGCGGGAGCGUGGCCCACAGCGAGUUCACGGAGGGCCUGCGGCGCUUCGGCAUCAGCAUGACGGAGGAGGAGAUGACCAUCCUCGUGGAGGAGCUGGACCACGACCGGGACGGGAGCAUCUCGCUGCAGGAGUUCACGCACCUCCUCAAGUCCGUCCACGAGCGCGAGCACGACGUCGCGCAGCUGCACUAGCGGACCCGUGUCUCCCAUCCGCCGCCGCGCCCGGUCCCUUCCCGCGGGGCCCCUUAAAUUCGAACCACC
This is a messenger RNA of Pelagomonas calceolata, 2195 nucleotides long. The record is from the annotation of a GenBank genome assembly. Lineage: Eukaryota; Pelagophyceae; Pelagomonadales; Pelagomonadaceae.